Messenger RNA from Temnothorax curvispinosus, 1241 nucleotides. RefSeq names its product BLOC-1-related complex subunit 8 homolog. The coding region runs from base 345 to 869 and encodes 174 amino acids. The transcript has 2 exons. The record is from RefSeq and is a predicted model, not a curated record. NCBI's taxonomy places the organism in Eukaryota, Metazoa, Arthropoda, Insecta, Hymenoptera, Formicidae. Gene Ontology annotation, cellular component: BORC complex.
UGAUCGUGACAGUCGCCCAAUUGUUAACUGUGAUGAAUGAACACGAGUGAUUCCGUCGCUUCGAUUUUAGGUUCGAAUUUAGAAGAAUCUUGGCAAGAGGGAAAGAUAAAAAAAAAAAAAAAACGCGGAGCAGCGCAUCCCGAAAGGAACGGAUGUUUAUUUUUAGAGGAGUACCACACCGCGACCUGUGACGACCCUGAUAUGUUUCACGUGACGCGGGUCAAGGCGCGGUAUUGUUAGAGGGUUAAUAUUUACAUCUCUCGAGAUGUCGAACUGACGAUCCGCGUGAUAUAUUUAAAACUGCAGACUUUUGAUCGCCCGAUGCGAUAAAUCUGGUAUAAGCGAUGGCCGCCAAAGUGUAUCAACCCGAUCAGGAGCUGGAAACGAAAGUUAAGAAAGCGACGGAGCGGAUAUCGGAGAACAUGCACAUCGUCGCGAACGAGCCGUCGCUCGCGUUUUACAGGCUGCAGGAACACGUGAGGAAGGCGCUGCCGCCGAUGGUGGAGAAGCGCGUGGAGGUGCUGGCGCUGCAGCAACAGCUGCUGGGCAGGUGCUACGACGUGGAGUACGCGGUCAGCGCGAUCCGUACGAUGCACGGCGCCGGGAAGAGCUUCGAGAAUACCCUGGAGUUCAUCAAGAACGCGAUAUUCUUCAAGCAGCAGCUCAAGUACGAGGAGCAGAGGCGGCACAAGAAGGACGGCAGCCGGGACUCCGUCUACAAGAGGCUGUCGGCGCACAUCCCGACGCUGGACCACCUGCCGGACGAGAUAUCCGACGUGGUGCGGGAAACGGCGAACCGCGUCGAGUCGAUGAUGAAUCACGCCCGACACUCGGGCGAGACGCAACGAUCGGCCGCCACGCACAAUUAGAAGGGACGGGGCGGAGGGACGCUCGGUUUUUCUGUGAUAACAGCUCGCUCGUCCGCGAGUUUUGUAGAUUGCGACGCCGCGUAUAUAAUAUUAUUGAUAUAAUAAACAUGACAUAAACAUUUAUACUUUUGUUCUUUUGUUCGUUACAGGUAUCAUUAUUUAUUAUUGUAAGGCAGUGUGCGCCUCUAGUCUUACGGCUAAAAUUACGUUUUUAUCAAUUCUUUUUCUUUAUGUUACAUUUACAUUUCGAUAAAUAUACGUUUCAAUAGUGGCUCGAGUUCGUAUUGCAUUUCAAAUGACAUUACUGACAACUGACGACUCCUUUUAAUUGCAAAACGUUUUUGUCAUUUUGACGUCAGAACAUUUUAAAUA